This is a messenger RNA of Adineta steineri, 1086 nucleotides long. Lineage: Eukaryota; Metazoa; Rotifera; Eurotatoria; Adinetida; Adinetidae. The record is from the annotation of a GenBank genome assembly.
AUGAUCUUAAUAUUAAUUGAAUGUUUAAUUGAAAAUCAUGAUAAAUGUGUUAUUGGUAGUUCAUGUAAUGUUCAAACAAAAGGUAUUGGUAUAACUCUUGAUGAUAUUUUACGUUAUGAAAUUAAUCGAAAUGUGACGUUGAAGAAUCAACCAUUAUUAGUGAAAAUAAGUGUUGGUUUAACAAUGAUUAUGUUUCUUUUGGGUCUGAUCAAUAGUAUUUUGUCACUUUUAACAUUUCAAAAUGCAAAUUUAAGAAAAGUUGGAUGUGGAAUAUAUCUUUUAGCAUCUUCAAUAACUUCUCUUCUCACAAUUUCUAUGUUUACAAUCAAUUUUUGGUUUGUUCUUCUUACUCAAAUGAAUUCAUCAACUACUUCAUCUGUUCAUCGAGGUGGAUGUAUUUCUAUUGAACCUAUCCUGAAACUUUUUCUUUAUUUUGACACAUGGCUUAAUGCUUGUGUUGCUAUUGAACGAGCAAUUAAUGUUUAUCAAGGUAUUAGUUUUAAUAAAGAAAAGAGUAAACGUCUGGCUCGAUGGAUUAUAUUUAUUUUACCAUUUUGUAUCUCAGCUACAAUCAUUCAUGAACCUUUACAUCGCGAUAUCUUCGAAUAUGAAGUGAAGGACAACAAGGAUGAAAUAGAGAUAACAGAAAGAAACAGUUGGUGUGCAAUUCAGUAUUCUCCUGCUAUUCAAGAUUACAAUACAGCUAUUCUUUUCAUUCAUCUUAUUGGUCCAUUUAUUGCUAAUCUCUUUUCUGCUUUAUUCAUUAUUUUCGGAACUGCUCGACAACGAUCAUUAGCUCAGACGAAUCAAAAUUACAUUGCACAUAUUCGUGAGCAAUUACGUGAACAUAAACAAUUAGUGAUUAGUCCAGCAAUUCUACUUAUUCUAUCAAUGCCACGUUUGAUCAUUUCAUUAUUAUCGGGAUGUGUGAAGAUAUCUGAUUAUCCUUGGCUAUAUCUUUGUGCUUAUUUCAUUUCAUUUACUCCUUCGAUACUUGUCUUUAUUGUAUUUGUCGUUCCGUCAGAUUUGUACCGAAAAACACUUGAAGAAUCUUUGAGAACUUGGCAACGACGAAUUUGUCACUGA